AUGAAUUCAAUGCAAAACCCUAUAAAUUUCAGUGAAGCAACUGAUUCAGUAUAAGACUCUAAUCCAGAUAAAAUUCCCAAAAAUUAAGACAAGUAACCAAAUAAAAAAGGCAUGGCAAAUAAUUCAAAAAAAUAAAUUAGUAAAAAAGUAAACUCUCAAAAAAAAUCAGCUGGAUUUUAUGUUUAGUUAAAGAAAGCAAAAAAGCUUAAGCUUAUUAUAGAACCAUUCACUGAAGAUUAAAUCACAAUCUUACUAGAUGAAAACCAAACUAAAAUAGAUGAGUUUAUUAAGCAAAUAAGCGAGAAGCUGCAUGAAAAAAAUACAGCCCUAAUGAAUAAGCUGAUAAAAUAAAUAGGCAGGCAGUAGACUGUGUUCUUUUAUAAGAAUACAGUUUAAGUGCAAGAAAAUGGAGGAAUCAGAAACGAGCAAUUUAAAGGAUUUAAAACACCAGGUGGUGUAUUUAUUCAUCUGAUUAAAUAGGAUUAGUAAAAGGAAGGAGAUUCUAUUGUAGCAAUAAUUAAGGACAAUAAGAAGUUUAUUGACUAAAGAUAAUAGAUGAACAAAAAACUUAAUUAUCUUUAAAUUAAUUGA
Messenger RNA from Stylonychia lemnae, 591 nucleotides. NCBI's taxonomy places the organism in Eukaryota, Ciliophora, Spirotrichea, Sporadotrichida, Oxytrichidae. The record is from the annotation of a GenBank genome assembly.